AUGAAUUUCACUGUAGCUUGGCCGUCAUUGCAUUUCUUAAUAGGAGGAGCCUCCUUCGUGUUAACCACCAUUGUCACUCUCCUCGACGGCUUAUGCUUGAGAUCUUUCAAACACCUAUCAUCUAAUAUCCGCUCAAUCGAGUCCGCCGUUCUUGUCCUGAACGUCGUGAGCUGCGUUGCACUAGCCGUUGCGACCUUAUCCCGGGCGACGGAUACUAAGAAUGACAAUAUAGGACAGUCGAGCGGAUGGAGAAGACGCGUGUAUUGCGUCACGGUUGUCUACUUGGCUGUAGCCAUUGGAGUAACUGCAGGCGGAAUAGCAUGGAGCACAGCCCAGGUCAUGACGGAGUCAAAGAGAAUGCCGCUGAGUUCGUCCCAGCGACUGUUGAUGAUCAUCCGUACUGUGAUAUGGGCAAUUUUUGUUCUUGUCCAGGGUCUCCUUGGUGGCCUUCUCCUGAUGAUGACGCUAGCAAAACAGAUGAGCCGCAGCAGAUGUUCAAGUUCGCUUUCCCACGAUCUUGAGACUCUCCAAGAACAGUUAGUCGUAGACUACAGGCAGGGGUCGGCAAAAUCACAGCUGAUAACUGAGUCGCGAAAAAAUUCCGCAGACCAGAAGUGGAGCUGCGAUGGAUUGACUACAACCCAGCCUUCUACUGCGUCUUUGAUCUCAAAGCGUUACUCAGGCCGGACACUGUAUCAACAGGAUUCCAAGCACGGCUCUCUCGAGUUAUAUCCACCAUUGAGUUACCCCGAAUGCGUUGUGAUGCGCGGCAAAGUCGGUCACUGCCCAAACAAACAUGACAGUUGCCCUGCUGGGACCGUUAGAGACGCUGGAUUGCGCAAAGCGCAGGAAAAUGUUCCAGAAAUCAGGUGCUCUUUGGAUACCUUGCGGCGGCAAUCCUCCUUAAGGAGGUCGACGGACACCUGGAAUUCUUUACAGUCGGAGGUUCCCAGCAGAAGUGCCCCCCCAAAGGUACAAUUGUCCGAUGAGAGCAAUAUCCACCCACUUUUUCGUUCCAACAGCCCAACCCCACCUCCUACAGCUAUGCCUGGAACUACUGUUAUUGCAUCUCCAGCAGCUGGACAAACAAUCUCUAUCAAGGCAUUGUACAGGAUGAGGUCCACUCAUUCACUGCAAUCCUAUAUUCCAAGAAGCAGGUCCCCUCUGUUUGAGCGGAUUGACCAAGCAGAUGAAGCUGUACGCCCAAAGCAAGGACCAGCUCAUAGUCGAGGUGGGCUUAACCGUGACCAGAGCUCCACAAUACCAAGCUUUGUCAUAGCUGCUGAUUUGCGGCGGAGCAUAACACAAUAUGAGAAGAGGUAUGAAUUGAUAGAAACGCCUCAUGAAAGCUAG
Molecule: messenger RNA, 1353 nt
Organism: Aspergillus alliaceus
Lineage: Eukaryota; Fungi; Ascomycota; Eurotiomycetes; Eurotiales; Aspergillaceae
Exons: 1
Coding region: 1-1353 (450 amino acids)
Source: RefSeq, a predicted model, not a curated record